Molecule: messenger RNA, 2542 nt
Organism: Morone saxatilis (striped sea-bass)
Lineage: Eukaryota; Metazoa; Chordata; Actinopteri; Moronidae
Gene: nherf4b
Product: PDZ domain containing 3b
Exons: 11
Coding region: 19-1617 (532 amino acids)
Biological process (GO): protein localization to plasma membrane
Cellular component (GO): apical plasma membrane
Molecular function (GO): protein binding; protein-membrane adaptor activity
Source: RefSeq, a predicted model, not a curated record
UCUCUGUGGUCAGAAUAAAUGUUUGCCCGUUCAGUUCUGCCUCUGUUAUAUGCGUCUGUGACUGCUGACCUGAUGGGAAAGAGACACAACAUGAGAUCAAGCACAGGUUUGGUGGAAAUCAUAGGGUUGACAGAGAAAUUUACAUUUAAUCCUAAGGAGGGAAUAGACAACCCAGUGAUGGUCAUCACAGACGACGCAGACUCUGUGUCAACACCCAGCCCACGUCUGUGUGUUCUUAAACGAGAGGAGGGGGAAUCCUAUGGCUUCCAUCUGCGGGUGGAGAGGGGACGUCAGGGCCACAUAAUCAGAAAUGUAGUGUCAGGAGGUGUUGCAGGGCGCAGUGGCCUUCAAGAUGGAGACAGGCUUCUGGAAGUCAACAACUGCUAUGUUGAUGAUGUUCCUCACCCUGAGGUGGCCAGGAAGAUAAAGAUAAGUGGACACCAGUUAUGUUUAUUAGUGUUGGAUGGGGAAGAGUAUGAGCAGGCCGUGUCCCGAGGUCAAGACCUUCGCGGUCGGGCCAGAGCGCACAAGGGAGAGGGCUGCAAACCGCCCAGACUGUGCCACAUCACCAGGGAUCCUGUCUCAGGUCUGGGCAUCAACUUCACACCCGUGGAAGGAGAGAAAGGUCGCUUCUCUGUGAGCCUGGUUACAGGAGGUGCAGCUGAAAAGGCAGGGGUGCAAAAAGGAGAUCGCUUGGUUUGGAUGAACGGAGCAACAGUGUCCGAUCUCACACACUCUGCACUCAGUAGGAUGAUGAAAAAAUGUGGCAAACACAUCACACUCCUAGUGAUUGAUAGCGAGAGUGAAAAGAACUACAUGCGAGAGAGGAUGCCCAUCCUGCCCACCAUUGCUGUUCCACAUAACCUUCCUUAUAGAGCCAGAAAACUCCACCUGGUCUGUGGGCCCGAGGGCUACGGCUUCCUCCUUCGGCUGGAGAAGGCGCCAUCAGGACGCAUAUCUCAUGUUCUGCGUGAGAUGGACAGGGGCAGUCCAGCAGAGAGGGCAGGUAUGCGGGAUGGAGAGCUGCUGCUAGAGGUCAAUGGAGAGUCAGUGGAGUCACUGAAGCAUGAAGAAAUUGUGGACAGAGUGAGACUGAGUGGACAACAGGUCUCCCUCACCAUCAUCAGUCCCCAGGGGCUGGAGUUCUACACCCAGUUGGGUCUAUCACCUCUUCUCUUCUGUGAAGAUGAUGCUGAUGAGAGAGAAAAGGAGAGCAGCACACCAGCCUCUGAGGCAGAGCACACACCACAAAAGGAAACUGAUGGCUCGGGUAAACCCAGACUCUGUUCUAUCCGGAAAGGCCCUUUGGGGUUUGGCUUUAACCUGGGCUGUGUCCCACAGAGUCCUGAGACCUUCAUAAGCCAGGUGGCUUUUGGGGGCUCUGGGCAGAGUGCAGGAUUGCUUGUUGGUGAUGUGGUGAUAGAAGUCAAUGGACAAAAUGUUGAGGAGAAAUGUCUGGAAGAUGUUAUAAUGCUUGUGAAGGAAGGAGGACAAUUCAUUUCCUUACUAGUCAUGGAUAAAACUGGCUACGACAAGUCGAGGCAGACUGACACACCUACCAGAGAUAUCAAUGACAGUGAGCAGGAGGAAGACAAUUAUGAGAUAUCAUGUUUGUGAGCGACAAAGAUACCAUAUACCUGCUGAAGAGACUUCAAAAUGAGCUGAUCAAGAAAACUAACAUCAUCAUUAUUAUUAUUAUAUUAGUCAAGAUUGCCUUAAUCUAAUCCCAGGGUUUCACAAAUGGAUACAAAAGAUGAAACACAUAAAAUAAGCUAAAUGAAACUGUAACAGGGUCAGUUGUACAAAUCAGAAAGAAAUGUUAUAAUGUGUAUUUAUAUUUGGUAUGAAAAUGUAUUUUAGUUCAGUAUUACAGAUCUAGAUAAGAAGAACAUUUAAACAAUUUCCACAUAUGAUCUUAAUAUAAAUGAAUUAAAAAAAAUAAUAAUCACAGAAUAAAUCAAAUACUCCACAGCUUAAAAAAAACUCUUACUGUACUAAUAUGAAUGUAACCCAGUGGCAACAGAAACUUCCAGCAGCAUUUUUUAAAGGAACGAAAUGAGCAGCAGCAAUAUAAAGUACUGAUGAUAAAUGACCACGAUGUUAAUGCUAAUUGUAUUGUUUCAUGUGGGAGUGGGGGGUUAUAUGUAUGUGUUUUUCGUAUUACAUAUAAAACAUUACAUAUAAAUGUUUGUAUUUUUGCAGAGAACGUGUAUGUUUAUUGAGAAUGUAGCUGACAGCAGAUAUAGUAGUGACAGAGCAAAAAAUCUUUGUUUUAUUGUGAAUCCUUUUCAGGUGUAAUCUUACCUGUGUCUGGAUAUUCACCAACUGUUUGCCAUGUUGAACUCCCAAAACAUUCAUAACCUAACACAGAAUACACAAAGCCAUGUGAAAAAUGGAUGAAAGCAUACAAGUUUCUAGACUAAUAUAAGAGUGGUGGUACAUAAUAAGAGUUUUAGCAGAAAAGCCUAGAUUUUCAUGUAACUGAUCUGACCACAUAUAUUAUAAGACUUAAUGACAACAAUAAAUCAUUUGGUGGUGUUGA